CUUCACAGCAUACGAAAUAGCGGGCCAAACACGGCUCAUAUUGCAGGACGUAGCAAAGCAAGUCAGCAUUCGACUUCCUCUAUUCGAAAGAAAGACAUCGCUUCAAAUUAACAGUGCUCAUACUGAAACGUCGCAUUUUGACUUCCCUACGUCGAUGUGGAGAUAGACGAAGGAGCAAUUUGGAUGCUAUUCACGCAAAACCAUGAAAGUUACGCUUAUAUUUUUGCUGUGUGUCGUGUUUUGCUGGUUCUGUUCUGUUCUUGGAGCAAAGAGCUGCAAGCGUACAAACAAGAAGCCCUGGCGGUACUGCGAGGAUGCGUGCUCAUCUGAUAGCGAUUGCAUGGACAAGAAAAAGUGCUUGUGUGACGGGGACUGUGGAAUGAGCUGCAUUACGCCGGGACUAAGUUGUGGCGAGCCGCCAUCCAUAUCUAAUGGCCAAAAGAGAAAGACUGGCACGGGACUCGGAGAUACCGUGACGUAUAGUUGUACUCAGCCGUAUCAACGCAGGGGGCCUGAGACUCGGACAUGCCGAGGAAUAGGCAAAUGGGAUGGAAAGAAGACGCGAUGCAGGAAAUUUUGCAAGGAUCCUGGUGAUACUCCUUACGGCAACAGAGAUAAAGGGAGAUCUGACUCUUCCCACCGUGUAGGAACCUCAAUUCGCUACUGGUGCUUUCCCGGAACUCAACUGGUAGGGUCAGCGGUUAUUACCUGUAUGAAGAGUGGGGACUGGAGCGACAAGACUCCCAACUGCAGCCUGCCGUCUUGUGGAAAACCUGUCAAACCAGAUAAUGCCAUCUUUCUCAAGCCGAGUAUGGACAAGGACAAGUACUCGUUUAACGACGUGGUACUCUACAAGUGCGAGUUUGGAUACUACGGCAUCGGGAGCAGAAUGCAGACGUGCUUGAAGGGAACCUGGGACUCGACAACAUUCCAAUGCUUACCUAAAAGUUGCGGAGAUCCUGGGACCCCUGCUAACGGGGGACGGAGCGGUCAAGUGUACACGUUCAAAAGUAAAGUGUUCUUCUCAUGCGACCGCGGUCACAUCAGGGUCGGACCAGCGUUCAGACAGUGUCAAUCAAACCAGAAAUGGAGCGGGGUCACGCCUACUUGUCAACCUGUUGAUUGUGGCUCACUCCCUACUCCAAAGAACGGCGCCAAGACCGAAGAGACAAAAACUACCUACCAGGGGAGGGUAUCGUUCCAAUGCGUGAAGAAGGGCCACGAGUUAAAAGGAUCACGAGUGCGUGUUUGUCAAGAAGAUGGGCGAUGGGACGGAACAUUCACGAAAUGCGACCCUGUUGAGUGCGACGACCCAGGUACACCUCGCUUCGGUGGCCGAAACCCUGACAAAGACAAAUAUAUCUACGGUGACACGGUGACCUACGAAUGUAAGAAGAACUUCACCAUGAGUGGCGGAGCGCAGGUCAUCGUCUGCAGCGAAACCAAGACGUGGACGGGAAAAGUACCGAUUUGCCUAGCCCCAUGUGGAGAUCCCGGGACACCUAAAGGGGGCUUUCGCCGCGACCAUGACUUCACACACGGCAAACAAGUCCGGUUUAGCUGCCCUGUGAACUGGCAAAUGGAGGGCUCUGAUACUAUCACUUGUAACAACGGGCGAUGGGACAAACAAGCGCCUAAAUGCCUAGCGCCUUGUGUUUUUCCUGGGAAUCUCGCAAACGGCAGAGUGUCUGGAUGGGACUUUCGCCACGGAAAGCGCAUCGACUUCUAUUGUAACUCUCGAUUUAGACGAAUCGGUGCGUCCUCGAGUACGUGUAAUGAUGGUCGGUGGAGCGAUGAUUUACCUAAAUGUAUAGCCUUGUGUGACAAUCCCGGAAAACCAACCAAUGGAUUUCUCCAUGGAAACGACUUUUUGGAUGGCAAAAGCGUAUCUUUCUCCUGUUACAGAGGUUAUGAUCUCUAUGGUAACAGUCAAUUAACUUGUCGUGGAGGAUCAUGGGAUGGCCUCAGACCGGAAUGCAAACGGCAAUGCCGAGUCGGAAAUGCUCCAAAUCGCGGCUCUAUAGAAGGUAGCGUUCGUCCUUGGAGCUACGUGAGGCACGCAGAUCGUGUUACGUACCGAUGUGACCCUGGCACUGAUCCUGAUGGCCAAACUCAACUCGUAUGCAAUGACGGCAGGUGGAGCUCGCCAGUGCCUGAGUGUAAAGCACAAUGUGGAAAUCCUGGGAGAAUUGUGAAUGGCGCAACGAUAGGAAGCCUUUAUAAUAACGGUGCACAAGUCAUAUAUUCAUGCUAUAAGGGCUUCACAUUGAGUGGCCAAGACCGCAUUACCUGUCGGGACGGAAUGUGGACCCCCGGACCACCCACAUGCGAAGCCACAUGUAACGAUCCUGGAGCGCCAUUGGACGGAUUCAAGCGAGGGUCGAAUUAUGAACACGGUCAGAGCGUUAGCUUUGGUUGCAACAAGGGAUUUCAGCUGAAAGGAGCAUCUGCAAUAGUUUGUAACAGUGGAAACUGGAAUGACACAAUACCUACUUGCGAAGGCGUUUGCCCUGAACUACCUGCGCCCGCUAAUGGUCAGCGUAACGGUGAUUCAUUCACACAUGACUCAUGGGUUAGAUUUACUUGUAACAAUGGUUACACCAGAGUGGGAUCUUAUUGGCUGCAAUGUCGCAAGGACGGCACGUGGAGUGAGAAAAUUCCACUCUGCAAAGCCGACUGUGUCGACCCUGGAAUCCCUGCAAGCUCUGCCAGGAAUGGCAGUGACUUCACUCACGGAUCCUCCCUCACUUACACAUGUCAGAUGCAGGGAUUUUCUACGAUAGUCUGCGAAGAUGGAAGGUGGUCACAUGAUUCACCGAGAUGCGAAGCGUGUGGCUCGGCCUUGGGAAUGGAGAGCGGUGGCAUCACCAACAGUCAAAUCGUAGCCUCAUCGCACCAAUGGUUUCGCGCCCCUUCGAAUGCAAGACUGAAUGGAGAUGGAGCUUGGUGCUCUCCGGACCAUUAUCCCCACCUUGAGAUCGACUUUGGGAAGCCCUACAAGGUCACCGGCCUAGCGACCCAGGGCAGCGCUAAGGACAGUAGAUGGGUUGGGCAUUUCACAGUCAGCAGUAACCUUGCAGGAAUGUCUUUUAACGACUACAGAGAGAGAAACACUGAGAAACUGUUUGUGGGAAAUAGAGACUCUUUUGCUGUCAAAAAGCAUCAAAUCCAGAACCCGUUUAUCGCAAGAAAAAUACGGAUUCUGCCAAAAAAGAAAGGCGGCUUCUCGAAAUCCAGCCCGGCGUGCAUGCGAGUGGAGGUGUACGGUUGUGAUCUUCCUUCCGGGUGCGUCAUGGUGGGAUCCCGAGUGUUCGGGAAAUGGGGCACGAAUCUUAGAAACGCUGAUUACUAUUUCAAGGCUUAUGUGAAAACCAUCGGGGAUUCAUUUGUCGAGGUUGACAUCGAAUCCAAAAGAGAAGAUACUACAGAAUACCAGAAGUUGCCAAGAAACACAGGGUUCCCAUUUGUUCUGGACUUUGUUCCAAUGCCUGAGGAUCUCAAAAGAGGUACCCGUGUUAUCGCGAGGUGGGGAGAUGUCUACUAUGCAGGGACUAUAGCAACCAUCGGAUCGCGCUAUUACAGAGUUCUCUUCGAUGACGGGGAUACAUUGUCACUCGAGAUCAAGGAUAUUCGGCUUCUCAAGAGACCAACGUUUUGUCCGAGCACUUGAGCUUGUGAUCAUUGUAAAUAAUAGAGACAUGAUUGUAUUUAACAAAGGAAAAAAAUAGGUAGAUAAGUAGCAAAGGGGAGAAACACUGGAAGAGCUCUGAAAAUAUUUGAGGACAAUAGAUUUAACACGUGACCACCUCAACAUAGACAAGGCCGUAGCAGGCCACGUUUGAUUGGGGGGGGGGGGGGGGGCACAAUACAGAAACAUUAUGGAAAUAUUCGGGGGGCACAGCCACGCCCCUUCUGGUCAUUUCCUUAUAUUUUUUUAAAAUAUUGGGGGUGCACGUGCUCCCAAGUGCCCCACCCCUUGCCCUGAUAGAUAUACAAACACCACCUCAACAUGGAUAUUGCAAAAGAUAAAAAAGAAGGGAAGAUGCUCUAAUAAUUUUAGGUCUCCUGUGGUUGUUGGGGUAGCAUUGAGUGGCACCUAAUAAUUGAAGGUUUAUAUAUAAUUAUAGGUAUAUUUCUGCUGUGUCAGAAAAGGCAAGUGUUUCAAUACUUAGAAUAUCACAUUUCAUAAUAACAGACUCUGUUUGUAAAAUAAACAAGUAAAACUAAUUGCACUAUGUUAACGUCUCUCCACCAUGCCUAAGAAGCUCUGUACUGUAGUGGUACCUCGUUCCACCCCUGCUAGCAGAGGUUUCACACCCUCGCGCAUGCGCUAAAAAACGAGCCAAAAACCACCUCAACUCAGGAGUUCUUACAUAUGCCAUAUGGCUGCAUAUAAGGGUGCAAAAAAAAAAAUGUUAGAAACUUUUCGACAAAUGGAGGUUAAUAAAGCGAAUUGUUUAACCGAA
This is a messenger RNA of Nematostella vectensis (starlet sea anemone), 4466 nucleotides long. RefSeq names its product CUB and sushi domain-containing protein 3. Gene Ontology annotation, molecular function: peptidase inhibitor activity. The record is from RefSeq and is a predicted model, not a curated record. Gene Ontology annotation, cellular component: extracellular region. NCBI's taxonomy places the organism in Eukaryota, Metazoa, Cnidaria, Anthozoa, Actiniaria, Edwardsiidae. Bases 203 to 3670 code for a protein of 1155 amino acids. The transcript is spliced from 19 exons.